AUGGCGCACAUUUACGAGGUCGGCACAAGGGCCUGGCAGCCCGACCCGACAGAAGGGUGGCUGGCGUCCGAGGUGAAGGAGAAGCUGGUGGACGGGGAGAAGGUUCAAUUGGUGUUUGAGCUGGAAAAUGGCGAGACAAAAACCGUUGAGACCACGCAGUCCGAGCUGCAGGUCGACAACAAUCCUAAACUACCACCGCUCAUGAACCCGGCGAUGCUUGAAGCAAGUGAAGAUUUAACAAACCUGUCACAUUUGAACGAACCCGCUGUCCUCCAGGCAAUAAAACUCCGAUAUGCUCAGAAGGAGAUAUAUACCUACAGUGGUAUUGUCCUGAUCGCGACAAACCCCUUUGCCCGAGUCGAUUCGCUUUACGUGCCGCAGAUGGUGCAGGUCUAUGCUGGGAAACACCGUGCCUCACAAGCCCCUCACUUGUUCGCAAUUGCGGAGGAAGCUUUCGCUGACAUGCUCCGCGAUGGAAAGAACCAAACGAUCGUGGUCUCUGGAGAGUCCGGAGCGGGUAAGACCGUCAGCGCCAAGUAUAUCAUGCGUUAUUUUGCGACUCGCGAGUCCUCCGACCAGCCUGGAAAGUACACCACAAGCCGAGCAGAAGCUAUCAGUGAAACCGAGGAGCAGAUUUUGGCAACCAACCCUGUCAUGGAAGCGUUCGGUAACGCCAAAACGACACGUAACGAUAACUCUUCCCGUUUCGGAAAGUAUAUCGAAAUCAUGUUUGACGAACGGACGAACAUUAUUGGUGCGAAGAUCCGGACAUAUCUUCUUGAGCGGUCGAGACUGGUGUUCCAGCCUCUGAAGGAGCGAAACUACCAUAUCUUCUACCAGCUUGUGGCCGGUGCCUCGGAUGCGGAGAAACAGGAGCUGGGUCUCUUGCCCGUGGAAGACUUUGAAUACCUUAACCAGGGUGGCACGCCUGUGAUCGACGGUGUUGAUGACAAGGCCGAAUUUGAGGCAACUAGAAAGUCUUUGGCUGUCAUUGGUGUGCCGAAGGAGGAUCAAACUGGAAUUUUCCGUGUUCUUGCAGCCUUGCUGCACUUGGGUAACGUCAAGAUCACCGCUACUCGUACGGAUUCUUCAGUUUCAUCAACCGAACCCGCUCUUGUCCGCGCCUGUGAGAUGCUCGGAAUCGAUCCUACUGAGUUCGCCAAGUGGAUUGUGAAGAAGCAACUGAUCACCCGCGGUGAGAAGAUCACUUCCAAUCUGACACAACAACAAGCUCUGGUCGUACGAGACUCCGUCUCCAAGUUCAUCUAUUCGAGUCUGUUUGACUGGCUGGUCGACAAGAUUAACCGCCGUUUGGCCACCGACGAAGUGCUUGAGAAGUUCAAGUGCUUUAUUGGUGUUCUUGAUAUUUACGGAUUCGAGCACUUUGCCAAGAACUCCUUUGAGCAGUUCUGUAUCAACUAUGCCAACGAGAAGCUUCAGCAGGAAUUCAACCAACAUGUUUUCAAGCUUGAACAGGAAGAGUAUGUCCGGGAAGAGAUUGACUGGACUUUCAUUGAUUUCUCGGACAAUCAGCCUUGUAUCGAUCUCAUUGAAUCUAAGCUCGGUGUCUUGGCUCUGCUGGAUGAAGAGUCUCGCCUUCCUAUGGGUUCUGAUGAACAGUUUGUCACUAAGCUUCACCACCACUUCGCUGCCGACAAGCAAAAGUUCUACAAGAAGCCUCGCUUCGGCAAGUCUGCGUUCACCGUCUGCCAUUACGCUGUGGAUGUCACUUACGAGUCUGAUGGAUUUAUCGAGAAGAACCGUGAUACUGUGCCCGAUGAGCAUUUGGAAGUGCUGCGCAACUCCUCGAAUCCCUUCAUCAAGGAGAUCCUUGACACUGCUGCUGCUGUUCGCGAAAAGGACUCUGCCUCGAUGUCUUCCAAACCAGUUGCGGCAGCUCCGGGACGUCGCAUUGGUGUUGCGGUGAAUCGCAAGCCCACUCUCGGAGGAAUCUUCAAGUCCUCUCUGAUUGAAUUGAUGAACACCAUCAACAACACCGAGGUUCAUUACAUUCGUUGUAUCAAACCCAAUGAGGCGAAGGAGGCCUGGAAAUUCGAGGGACCCAUGGUCCUCAGUCAAUUGAGAGCCUGUGGUGUCUUGGAAACUGUCCGCAUCAGUACUGCAGGUUACCCAACCCGAUGGACUUAUGAGGAAUUUGCGUUCCGCUACUACAUGCUAUGUCACUCCUCCCAAUGGACCUCGGAGAUCCGGCAAAUGUGCCAUGCUAUUCUUCGCAAAGCCCUGGGUGAUGCCAGCCAAGACAAGCAGGAUAAGUAUCAGCUCGGUUUAACCAAAAUCUUCUUCCGGGCUGGUAUGCUUGCUUUCCUUGAGAACCUUCGAACCUCCAGGUUGAACGAGUGUGCCAUCAUGAUCCAGAAGAACUUGCGUGCCAAGUACUACCGCCGCCGUUAUCUCGAUGCUCGUGACGCCAUCCUCACCACACAGGCCUUCAUCCGUGGUUUCCUGGCACGCCAACAGGCUCAGGAGAUCCGUCGGUCCAAGGCUGCUACUACCAUCCAGCGGGUCUGGCGUGGUCAGAAGGAGAAGAAGCGGUACACCCAGAUCCGCAAGAACUUCAUCAUGUUUGAGUCUAUUGCGAAGGGUUUCCUGUGCCGACGCAACAUUAUGGACUCGAUCAAUGGCAACGCAGCCAAGGUCAUUCAACGCGCCUUCCGCUCAUGGCGUCAAAUACGGUCCUGGAGACAGUAUCGCCGCAAGGUUAUCACCAUCCAAAAUCUUUGGAGAGGUAGAGAGGCGAGAAACGCCUACAAGAGACUCCGUGAGGAUGCACGCGAUCUUAAGCAAAUUUCUUACAAGCUGGAGAACAAGGUCGUCGAGUUGACUCAGUACUUGCAAUCCCUCAAGGCUGAGAACAAGACUCUGGUUUCACAGUUGGAUAACUACGACACUCAAUUGAAGUCCUGGCGAAGCCGACACAAUGCUUUGGAUGCCCGUACGAAGGAACUCCAAGCCGAGGCAAACCAAGCAGGUAUCACCGCAGCCCGAUUGGAGGUGGUUGAGGAGGAGAUGGCCAAGCUGCAACACAGCCAUGCUGAGGCCCAGGCCAACAUUAAGCGUCUUCAAGAAGAGGAGAGGAUCUCCCGCGACGCUCUGCAGGCUGCCAACGAGGAGUUGGAGCGCCUUAAACUCCUGGAUGCCGACCACGAGAAGGAUAAGACUGCUCUCCGACAGCGCAUCACCGACCUGGAGGAACAGCUCGAGGUUGCUAAGAGAUCUGUGCCUGUCAACGGUGUCAACGGUGACGUGCCAAACGGCGGUGCUGUUCAGGCACCUGCACCAGGCUUGAUCAACUUGGUGUCUUCGAAGAAGCCUAAGCCAAAGAGACGCAGCGCUGGCGCUGAGAAGAUUGAAACUGAUCGUUUCAGCGGUGCCUUUAACCCUCGCCCUGUGUCUAUGGCAGUCACCCCUGCCUCCUUGGCUGCCCGUCAGCAUGCGGCUAUCUCUCCUGGCCUUGAGUCAGUGGAGGUCGAACUUGAGAACUUGCUCUCCGAGGAAGAAGACUUGAACGAGGAGGUCGCCAUGGGCCUCAUUCGAAACCUGAAGAUCCCUCUCCCCAGCUCUACUCCCCCGCCAACAGAGAAGGAGGUGUUAUUCCCGGCAUACUUGAUCAACCUUGUUACAUCAGAGAUGUGGAACAACGGCUUUGUCAAGGAGUCUGAGCGCUUCUUGGCUAAUGUCAUGCAGUCCAUUCAACAAGAAGUCAUGCAGCAUGAAGGAGAUGACGCGAUCAACCCUGGUGCUUUCUGGCUGUCUAACGUGCAUGAGAUGCUGUCCUUUGUCUUCCUGGCCGAGGACUGGUACGAAGCACAGAAGACCGAGAACUAUGAAUAUGACCGUCUGUUGGAGAUUGUGAAGCACGACCUUGAGAGCUUGGAGUUCAACAUCUACCAUACCUGGAUGAAGGUGCUGAAGAAGAAGCUUUACAAGAUGAUUGUGCCCGCCAUUAUCGAAUCUCAAUCCCUCCCUGGCUUUGUCACCAGUGAGACAAAUCGUUUCCUCGGCAAACUCCUGCCCUCCAACAACAACCCCGCCUACAGCAUGGAUAACCUCCUCAGUCUUCUGAAUGGUGUCUACAAGGCCAUGAAGGCCUUCUACCUUGAGCAUGCCAUUGUUCACCAGACUAUCACGGAGCUUUUGCGCCUUGUCGGUGUUACCGCUUUCAACGAUCUCCUCAUGCGCCGCAAUUUCCUGUCUUGGAAGCGUGGUCUGCAAAUCAACUACAACAUCACCCGAAUUGAGGAGUGGUGCAAGAGUCAUGAUAUGCCAGAGGGGACGUUGAAGCUGGAGCAUUUGAUGCAAGCAACCAAGCUUCUGCAGCUGAAGAAGGCAACCUUGAAUGACAUUGAGAUUAUUCAAGACAUCUGCUGGAUGCUAUCCCCCAACCAGAUCCAGAAACUGCUGAACCAGUACCUGGUUGCAGACUACGAGCAGCCUAUCAACGGCGAAAUCAUGAAGGCCGUCGCCUCUCGCGUCACAGAGAAGAGCGACGUCCUCUUGUUGGCCCCGGUAGACAUGGAAGACAGUGGACCAUAUGAGAUCGCUGAGCCGCGUGUGAUCACAGCCCUGGAAACUUACACUCCAUCCUGGCUCCAAACACCACGGUUGAAGCGACUGGCCGAGAUUGUCUCUGCGCAAGCAGUGGCACAACAAGAGAAGCUGGAGUUUGACAACGGGGAGAUUGAGGAAUAG
This is a messenger RNA of Penicillium brevicompactum, 4710 nucleotides long. Its product is annotated as type V myosin. Gene Ontology annotation, biological process: vesicle transport along actin filament; actin filament organization. Gene Ontology annotation, molecular function: microfilament motor activity; ATP binding; actin filament binding. The record is from RefSeq and is a predicted model, not a curated record. Bases 1 to 4710 code for a protein of 1569 amino acids. NCBI's taxonomy places the organism in Eukaryota, Fungi, Ascomycota, Eurotiomycetes, Eurotiales, Aspergillaceae. Gene Ontology annotation, cellular component: myosin complex; vesicle; cytoplasm. The transcript has 6 exons.